AUAUCCUGGAAUAUCUAAAGAAUCCGACAUACGAACCGUCUCGCUACCCCUGGCCUAACCGAGUGUUCACGCAAGUAUAUGAGUGCGAAGGAAAUUGGGCAGGCUAUAACUGUGACGAAUGUAAGUUUGGGUACGUGAGAACGCCAAUGGGACAGGGCGGUGUUGCGCAAUGUGUGAAACGCCAGACACCCCUAGUGCGGAGAAACUUUCUCACCCUGAGUCCUUCAGAGCGCGAUGAUGUGCAGAAACUCGUUGCUGCCUCUCGAAAUAGAACGGGGGCUGGUAAGAGUCGCUUUGGCGUGCUAGUGGAUGAAAGUCACUUUCCUCGCACCCCAGGCACCAGGAGUCGAUCACAACUCACCAGCGCUGAUUUCAAGACGGAUAUCUCUACAUACGAGUUCAUGGCAUGGAUACACUACUUCGCCUCCAAGGACAGCGGCGCCCCACCAACGGGGUUUCCCCAUGUGUACAUUGACUUUGCCCACAGAAAUCCCUCUUUCUUGGUAUGGCAUCGGUUGUACAUGCUGCUGUUUGAGGCUGAGCUGCAGUUGGUGUCUGGAAACUCAUCAUUCGCCCUUCCGUACUGGGACUGGUUAGACAAUAGUACCAGGGACACCUUGCUCACAGAGAACAAGUUUGGCAACCCAACAGGCCUGACUGGAGUACUGGCAGACUUCACUGUCACCUGCUAUGCUGCUUCAUUCUAUCCUUGGGCCACACGGCGUGGUAGGAACAGUUUGGGCGAGCGGCGUGGUAAGAACAGUUUGUGCACACGCGGAGAGUUUGAUUCCACAGUCAAGGUGUCCAGGAAAUUUGGCCCUUGUGAAGAGACGCAAUUCCUUCCCAGCAACCGAGAUAUCUGGGACGUAUUGACAACCACCGACAGAUACGAUAUGGAAAAGUAUAAUAUAAGUUCGACCGGAUACAACAGCUAUCGCAAAGUUUUGGAGGGUUCCACUCCAUUGCCUGGCAAGAAGUACUGUCAAAACCGAUGGUGGAAUACUGUUCACGAACUUCACAAUGCCGUGCACAUCUAUACCAGUGGAACCAUGGGCAAUUUGGGGGCUUCACCAAACGACCCACUCUUUUGGCUUCAUCACAGUAUGGUGGAUAGAGUGUUUGAGAUCUUCAUCAAGAGGAACGGUGAGACAUACACACCGACAGUGGGUGCACCACCAGGUCACAAUGCUGAUGACUGUAUGGUGCCGUUCUAUCCCCUGCAUCGUAACAAGGACUACUUGAAACUGUCAAUGGAGCUUGGCUACCAGUAUGACAGUCUGCCAGAAUACGCACAUGAACCUGUCCGACACGAGUGGAGUCAAUGCGCAGCCAAUGAGCCAACAUAUGUACCUAGACCGACAACUAGUGAACCGACUGCACCUAGUCCUGCAACAGGCAGCCAUGUCAGGGGUGCCGCAAAACCUUCCAGGGUGGUACGGUAAGCCAGCGAAUGUGUAGAUCUGUUGAUGUCUGAUUGGAAAGAGCAACUGCAGUGCAUGGAUCUGCUGCUUUGCCGCUCUGCUUUUCUGGCAAGCCUUGACGUUGACAUGUACGCUCCCAAUUGCGCAUUUCAACUAGUUCACUAGAGUAGCUAGUAUCUCGAAAAUCUCUCUCACUCCUGCUUUGUCUCUUAGCAAGGUGUGGGCUUAUAUGCAAGAGAACAUGAAUUCAUCAUUGUUUUCUACAUGUAUUAC
Messenger RNA from Sycon ciliatum, 1694 nucleotides. RefSeq names its product tyrosinase-like. The transcript has 2 exons. The record is from RefSeq and is a predicted model, not a curated record. Gene Ontology annotation, molecular function: oxidoreductase activity. The coding region runs from base 147 to 1442 and encodes 431 amino acids. Lineage: Eukaryota; Metazoa; Porifera; Calcarea; Leucosolenida; Sycettidae.